GUGCUUUGCAGUCAACAUAUCAUAUUUAUAACACAUGAAGGAGAGAUUGCUCACCAUGUUCAGGAACUAACAAUUUGUGGAAGCAAAGGCCAAAGCAAAGCUAAAUGGUGCAUAUGACUCUAAAAAGGGAGAAGGCAGACAUGUUUAAGUGAGCCUCUUUUAAAGAAACAAAGCAUCUGGCAUGUCAUCUGUCUUCCAUGGGACUUCUUUUGUGAGCAGCUUUCAUUUAAAAAACUUUUAUGAGUACACUUCAAUCAAGUUCCCAAAGAACAUAUUUUUCUUCUGAUCUGCUGACUGUUUCAAGAGUCUCAUGAUCUCCAAGUGGACCCUCCAUUUAGCCAUCAAAGUACUUUUGCUCCCCAGGAUGCUUGUAACUCAAUGGUAGAUGCAAGUGGAGUUGAGAAAAUCACCCAGUGUCCCCAGGAGCUUCCACAGAUGAUGGCUGCAGCAGCCGAUGGUUUGGGAAGUAUAGCUAUAGAUACAACUCAGCUGAACAUGUCUGUGACAGAUCCCACAGCCUGGGCCACAGCCAUGAACAAUUUGGGCAUGGUUCCCGUGGGGUUGCCUGGACAGCAGCUUGUGUCUGACUCAAUCUGUGUCCCAGGUUUUGACCCAAGCCUCAACAUGAUGACUGGAAUCACCCCCAUUAACCCAAUGAUACCAGGCCUGGGGCUGGUACCACCCCCACCACCAACUGAAGUGGCUGUUGUUAAAGAAAUAAUUCACUGCAAAAGUUGUACUCUUUUUCCUCAAAAUCCAAAUCUUCCACCUCCUUCCACCAGAGAACGACCUCCUGGGUGUAAGACUGUGUUUGUGGGAGGAUUACCAGAAAAUGCUACGGAGGAAAUUAUUCAAGAAGUCUUUGAGCAGUGCGGUGAUAUUACAGCGAUCCGAAAGAGCAAGAAGAAUUUUUGUCACAUUCGCUUUGCAGAGGAAUUCAUGGUUGAUAAAGCCAUUUACCUUUCUGGUUACCGGAUGCGGUUAGGGUCUAGCACAGACAAAAAGGAUUCGGGUCGACUUCAUGUGGACUUUGCACAGGCCAGAGAUGACUUCUAUGAGUGGGAAUGCAAGCAGAGGAUGCGUGCCCGUGAGGAACGGCACAGGCGCAAGCUGGAGGAGGACCGGCUCCGACCGCCCUCCCCGCCAGCCAUCAUGCACUACUCAGAGCACGAGGCUGCCCUGCUGGCCGAAAAGCUGAAAGAUGAUAGCAAGUUUUCUGAGGCUAUCACAGUGCUGCUUUCCUGGAUUGAACGAGGUGAAGUGAAUCGGCGUUCUGCAAACCAGUUCUAUUCCAUGGUGCAGUCAGCCAACAGCCACGUCCGCAGGCUAAUGAAUGAAAAAGCCACCCAUGAGCAAGAAAUGGAGGAAGCCAAGGAGAAUUUUAAAAAUGCCUUAACUGGGAUCCUCACUCAAUUUGAGCAGAUUGUGGCCGUUUUCAACGCUUCUACCAGACAAAAAGCUUGGGACCAUUUCUCGAAAGCUCAGCGCAAGAACAUAGACAUUUGGCGAAAGCAUUCUGAGGAGCUCCGGAACGCUCAAAGUGAGCAGCUCAUGGGCAUCCGCCGCGAAGAGGAAAUGGAAAUGUCUGAUGAUGAGAAUUGUGACAGUCCUACUAAAAAAAUGAGAGUCGAUGAAUCAGCCCUGGCUGCUCAGGCCUAUGCUCUUAAGGAAGAGAAUGACAGUCUCCGUUGGCAACUGGAUGCCUACAGGAAUGAGGUGGAGUUGCUGAAACAGGAAAAAGAACAGCUUUUCAGAACAGAAGAAAACCUCACCAAGGACCAGCAACUCCAGUUCCUGCAGCAAACCAUGCAAGGCAUGCAGCAGCAAUUGCUGACCAUCCAAGAGGAGUUAAACAAUAAAAAAUCAGAACUGGAACAAGCAAAGGAAGAGCAGUCCCACACACAAGCAUUACUGAAAGUCCUCCAGGAGCAAUUAAAAGGUACCAAGGAAUUGGUUGAGACCAACGGCCACAACCAUGAGGAUGCAAAUGAAAUCAAUGUGUUGACAGUUGCAUUGGUCAACCAAGACCGAGAGAACAAUAUUGAAAAAAGAAGCCAAGGCUUAAAAUCAGAGAAAGAAGCUCUGCUAAUAGGCAUCAUAUCCACAUUCCUCCACGUUCAUCCUUUUGGAGCCAAUAUAGAAUAUCUCUGGUCAUACAUGCAGCAGCUGGACUCCAAGAUAUCUGCCAACGAGAUUGAAAUGCUUUUGAUGAGGCUGCCUCGAAUGUUCAAGCAAGAGUUCACAGGUGUGGGAGCAACGCUGGAAAAGAGAUGGAAGUUGUGUGCCUUUGAAGGAAUUAAAACUACCUAACUGUGAAGAGCCAGAAACCUCUGGAAUUGAAAUAGUCUGAACCUGGCUAGGGCUAUGCAGUGAGAGAGGAGUUGGGGUUGCCCAAUGCAGGACCUGUGCAAAGCCAUCAAAGCCUGACUUCAGUUACAUCUGUGGUGUUCUUUUGUGAGUGGACAUGUAAUUGUGUACCAGUUCCUUCAACUAAACAAAGCUUCAUACUGUGACAGAUCUGUUUCCAAUGAAAACCAAACAGUGAUUCCACAGUCAUAAUGAUGGCAAAAUCUUUAAUAGGCUACAUUUGCGAAUAGCUCACCAAGCAAAAUAUUUAAAGUUAAUGAUGGUGUAGCGAUGGUGGUUGCUAGGCUACAGAGUUGUGUAUGUAAUGUAUAGCUGAACUCAUUAAAAUGACAUUUUCCUGAAAAGUCUUUCUGUUUAAGUUAAACAACAAAAGUAAUUUUACAGUGAGGAAUAAUACCAAAAGAAAACUUGAAUAUGUGUCUGAACAGUUAUUGUAUUUUAUAAAUUAAGUUAUAUGCUGUUCCAGGGACUUUUGCCUUUUUGAAGAGGCAGAAGCUAUGAUUGGACUCCUUGAGAAUGCUUUAUCAAGAAUAUUAUUUUUCUAAUGUAACAAUUCUCCAUCAUAAGUUCUUUUAACAUGGACUGCAUAACAAUUUUCAUAAGAUGUAAAUAAAGGAAAACUAGUGCUACUGUCUUGUACUUGGUAUGUAACAUUCAGGUUUCUGCAUCAAAAUAAACAUUCAGCAAAUAUUCCUGUUACAAAUUUUAUAGCAAAGAUAUUAAUUU
Messenger RNA from Fukomys damarensis (Damara mole-rat), 3093 nucleotides. RefSeq names its product ecto-NOX disulfide-thiol exchanger 1 (gene Enox1). The coding region runs from base 379 to 2310 and encodes 643 amino acids. Gene Ontology annotation, cellular component: plasma membrane; external side of plasma membrane. The record is from RefSeq and is a predicted model, not a curated record. The transcript is spliced from 17 exons. Gene Ontology annotation, molecular function: RNA binding; protein-disulfide reductase activity. Lineage: Eukaryota; Metazoa; Chordata; Mammalia; Rodentia; Bathyergidae. Gene Ontology annotation, biological process: ultradian rhythm.